Messenger RNA from Halteromyces radiatus, 1583 nucleotides. RefSeq lists its product as uncharacterized. Bases 65 to 1477 code for a protein of 470 amino acids. The record is from RefSeq and is a predicted model, not a curated record. The transcript has 7 exons. NCBI's taxonomy places the organism in Eukaryota, Fungi, Mucoromycota, Mucoromycetes, Mucorales, Cunninghamellaceae.
ACACUCAUUCUUUUUUUUUUUUUUUUUUUUUUUCCUUUCUUUAUUCUUUUCCCGAAAAGUGGUCAUGAUUCCCUCUUUAUUCAAUGAAAAUGAUAUCACUGAUCAUGAUUCACUUUUACUCGAAACUAACCCAUCACCAGAAACUCUUUUAGAAACGCAACUAAAUGAACAUCCAGAUUUGCCAUUAGGAAAAGCAAUACACCUUCUGUUACACGUGAAACCACACGUCCUUGCCACCGCCAUUGACCAAGUAUGGAAGCAAAAUACUCCUUUUGAUCAGCGACCAUCGCCUAUUGCACAUGCUUUGACUAGCCUUGAUCAUCACCUUUCUCAACACCAACGUCAUCAUGGUAACGACGAUUCUAGUAUGGAUGCUAUGGUUCGACAUAUCUAUGAUCCUUUAAAGAGCAAGGUACUAAAAUCACCAAAGAAUAGCAACACCAACACUUCUUCAACAAACAGUCUUCAACUAUUAGCAGCCUUGGUACUAUGGUCUCCUCACCGUGCAUUAUAUCAACAGUGUCUUGAACGAGAAAUAUCUCCUUUGGAUAACAAUAUAAAUAACAACAAACGAGGUGCUCUCUCUGUCAGCUUACUCUUAUGGUUUAUCACUCAACAAUGGCCAUCUUUAUCGAAUGACAUGACACCAGAAACGGUAGAUCAAGUGAUGAUAAUAGCUAGAUUUAUCCCGGGAUUGAUUCAGAUUUUGGAUCAAGUUGGUGAAUUACCUACGUUGUUGGCGUGUACAACAUAUGAUACGCUCUUAACCAUCUCUGUCUAUGUAUUAGAUAUCUAUCUAUCACCUACGGAUAUAGAGUCAUCAGCAAUGGCAUCAGCAACGAAAUCUAUACCUCCCUAUUCUUCAUCAUCGUCAACAAAUAUAACGGUCAUAGAGGAAAAGGAAAACUACAUGGUGGAUGAAAAACAACUAAAAGCAGCACAUGAACUUUGGACGCGUUUGAAUUCAUUAUUGAACUUAGCGAAGAAGUGGCAACAAUCUUCUGAUCCGGUGACUCUUGGUGCUUGGGAUGAACUCGUUCAUUUUAUGAUUCAAAGUCAAGCUAUCCUUACGGGAUCUAAUCUAGAGGGAUAUCAACAGGUUCGAAAAGGUUGGAGAUGGCUUACAAAUGUUUUAUUAUCUUCGCAAAUAUUAUCAAAAAACCCUAUCAAGAAAUGGAAAACCAUUUGGACUCUCGAGGACAAGGAUUUAGAUAUGAAUCUGUCAAGUUAUCUCAAGAUGAUCAUGUUUGCCUUGAGACAGAAUGGAUAUUGGCUUCAACAUCAACAGCAAUUGCUAGAGCAGAAAGACAAAAACAUGACUAUAUCACCACCAUCAUCAUCAGCUGGGACUGAUCAACUGGAUUAUCAAGAGCAAGUGAAGUCUACCUGUUGUACAAUGGUAAGUGAGAAUGGAGAGAAAACCAAUAUGGAUGUUGCUCAUUCAAUGAUGUUCUCAUUUCUAUAUGAUGUAGAUUAAAUGUUAUCCUUUAUCAUAUCCCUGGUGUACAGCUGCUUGUUCACUUGGACAGACAUUGAUCCCAUUACUACUUGGCUUGACUCCUUAUUUAUGUGUGACUUACCAU